Molecule: messenger RNA, 3025 nt
Organism: Loxodonta africana (African savanna elephant)
Lineage: Eukaryota; Metazoa; Chordata; Mammalia; Proboscidea; Elephantidae
Gene: THEM5
Product: thioesterase superfamily member 5
Exons: 6
Coding region: 1153-1896 (247 amino acids)
Biological process (GO): cardiolipin acyl-chain remodeling; long-chain fatty-acyl-CoA metabolic process
Cellular component (GO): mitochondrial matrix
Source: RefSeq, a predicted model, not a curated record
GAGAGGGAUAUUCUCUAAGUAGAUAAAAAAAAAGUAGAUAGUAGACAAAAAUUUUUUUAGGUGAAGGAAAGGGCAACACAUACGACAGGAACAGUCAAUACAACUGGACUAAACCAAAAGCAAAGAAAUUUCCUCAAUACAACCGAAAGCUUCGAAGGCCAGAGUAGCAGGGGGACCAUGGUUUCAGGGGACAUCUAGGUCAAUUGGCAUAACAAAAUGUAUUAAGAAAACGGCCUGCAUUCCACUUUGCUGAGAAGCGUCUGUGGUCUUAAACUCUAGCAAGGGGCCAUCUAAGAUGCAUCAAUUGGUCUCAACCCACCUGGAGCAAAGGAGAAUGAAGACCACGAAAGAUACAAGGUAAAUAUGAGCCCAAGAGACAGAAAUGGCCGCAUAAGCCAGGGACUCCAUUAGCCUGAGACCCAAAGAACUAGAUGAUGCCUGGCUACCACUGAUCACUGCUCCGACAGGGAGCACAACAGAGAAUCCCUGAAGGAGCAGGAGACCAGUGGGCUGCAGAUCUUAAAUUCUCAUAAAAAGCCCAGGCUUGAUGGUCAGAUCGAGACUGGAGGGACCCUGACGGUCAUGAUCCCCGGACCCUUUGAUAGCCCAAGAUUAGAACUAUUCCCGAAACCAACUCUCUGUACAGGGAUUGGCCUGGACUAUAAGAUAGACAACGAUACUGGUGAGGAGUGAACUUCAUGGCUCAAGUAGACGCAUGAAACUAUGUGGGCGGCUCCCAUCUGGAGGGGAGAUGAGAAGGCAAAGGGGGACAGAAGCUGGCUGAAUGGACACGGGGAAUACAGGGUGGAGAGGAGUGUGCUAUCUCAUUAGGGGGAGAGCAACUAGGAGUAUAUAGCAAGGUGUAUACAAAUUUUUGUAUGAGAGACUGACUUGAUUUGUAAACUCUCACUUAAAGCACAAUUUUUAAAAAAACCCACCCAUUUAUGGUAUUUCUCUUAUAGCUGCACUAGAUAAUUAAGACAGUGGGUGUUGUAUCAAACCAGCCCAGCCUUGCCCUAAUGAUAAAUGUAAUCUCUCCCCAGAGAAAACUUGAUGAUGAAAGAAAGCCUUCUGACAGGAGAAGCUGGUUUGGGAGGUUGGGUGUGCUGACAGUCCCACAGCACUCACCUUGCUGCCUCCUCAGACUCAGCCAUGAUGAGGAGAAGCUUCCAGGUAGCAGCAAGACUUGGCCACUGCAGAACCCUCCUCGGUGCCCCCUGCACCCUGCCCAGGCUCAACCCUGCCUCAGCUUUUGGAUCCUCCACAGAUGCCCUGGUCUCAAGAUUCUGUAAGAAGAAGACAGACUUGAAGGACUAUGCCCUCCCCAAUGCUAGCUGGUGUCCAGACAUGCUAAGCAUGUAUCAAGAAUUUCUGGAGAAGACCAAGGCCAGCGGCUGGAUCAAGAUGCCCUCCUUCAAGUCCAACAGAGAACACAUCCAGGGGCUCAAGCUUCCGUUGGGGUCGGCAGUCACCUCGGAUGAAAAUGACUGGCGCAUCUUCACCAGGUGCAUCCAAGUGGAAGGACAAGGAUAUGAGUAUGUCAUCUUUUUCCACCCGUCCCAGAAAAAGUCCGUCUGUCUUUUCCAACCAGGCCCCUACCUGGAAGGAGCCCCAGGGUUUGCCCAUGGAGGGUCCCUGGCAGCCAUGAUGGAUGAGGCCUUCUCUAAAACUGCCUACCUGGCUGGAGAGGGGCUGUUGACACAAAGCCUCAACAUCAGGUUCAAAAAUCUGAUCCCCGUGGGCUCACUGGCUGUACUGAAUAUUGAAGUGGAAAAGAUUGAGGACCGGAAGCUUUACAUCUCCUGUGUCACCCAGAGCAGAGACCAGCAAACAGUUUAUGCUAAGUCCUCAGCUGUUUUCCUUCAGCUACAGCUGGAAGAGGAGUCAUCCCAGUAACAGUCACCCUGCCUGCAAGAGAGCCUACCUCCGACCACCCUGGCUUCCUGGGACCCACCACAGACCAGGCGGGGUUCCCAGGAAGCAACUGGAGAGGUGAGGGAGGGCGUUUUCCUCUGAGUAAAUAAAGUCUUACAGCCCCAUUUUUCUGCCUAAGACCCUUCAGUAGUUGGAAAUCCAAAUCCUUCCAGGGCCUGCCACAUACCAGCUUCCCCUUCAGCGCCAACGGAAGAGAGUAAUGGAGCAGCUGCCCCGCGCCAGGUGCUGCAAUGAAAGGAUGCGCAACUGGGGGGUCAGGAGCAGUCCACACAGAGUGCUCCAUCACACUCCUCCCAUCCCCACCUAUCAUGGGUACAACGGAGGCACAGGAGGGGGAGAGAUCCACUUUAUGAAAGAUCAGGAAAGGCUUUAUAGAGGAAGUUGUGCUCCAACUGACUCUGAAAAGUUAAGUGGUGUGCACCAGGCAGGCAGGGGAGGGGAGCAAAUUCCAGGAGGAGGAGUAAAAGCAAAGGCACUCAGGAGUGAAAGACGUCAGCGACUGACUUUGGAGACCCGCAAGUGCAGCGUAGGGCAGGAGUUAGGGAGAGAUAAGAGACGCUUACAUGUUGCUAUGAUGCUGAACAGGUUUCAGCUGAGCUUCCAGACUAAGAUGGACUAGGAAGAAAGGCCUGGGGAUCUACUUCUGAAAAUCAGCCAACGGUCUUAUCUACAACCAGCCAUGGUGCAAGACUGAGCAGCAUUUUGUUCUGUUGUACCUGGGGUCACCAUGAAUCAGCCAACUAACAAUAACAGGUAGGCAGGUUGGCAGGGGCAAGCCAUGGAAGGCUUUGUAAACCCUGCUAUGGAGCUUGAACUUUGUCCUGUAGGCAACAACAAGGCGCCUUUCAAGGGUCUGGGCUGGAGAACAACAUAAAGUUUUGAUUUUUGGAAUGAUGACUCUGGUAGUAGUUAGGGGUCAGCAAAACUGAAGGCAGGAACACCUAGUGCUGCUGUAACAGAAAUACCACAAGUGGAUGACUUUAACAGAGAGAAAUUUAUUCUCUCACAGUCCAGUAGGCUAGCAGUUCGAAUUCAGGGCACCAGCUCCAGGGGAAGGUUUUCUCUCUGUGUUGGCUCUAGGGGAAGGUCC